Messenger RNA from Thermothielavioides terrestris NRRL 8126, 4749 nucleotides. RefSeq lists its product as uncharacterized. The transcript is spliced from 4 exons. Gene Ontology annotation, biological process: mitotic sister chromatid cohesion; DNA repair. Lineage: Eukaryota; Fungi; Ascomycota; Sordariomycetes; Sordariales; Chaetomiaceae. Gene Ontology annotation, cellular component: nucleus; chromatin. The record is from RefSeq and is a predicted model, not a curated record. The coding region runs from base 1 to 4749 and encodes 1582 amino acids.
AUGGCGCCUCGCCGGAGCGCUGCCGCCGAGGCGGAGGAGCAGGAUCCGGAGGCUGGAACAGUGCAGCUGCAGUUCAACGAACCGCUGACAUGGCGCCCUGGAAAGCCAAUUCCCCUCGACACGCUCCUGAAGCGGCUCGAUCGCCUGACCAAGGAAUUGGCCGAGAUGGACCAGGAGACCACCGAUCCGAGCUCGCUCACCAAGGUCGCCAAGGAGGUCGCAUCGCAUCAGCUGCUGAACCACAAGGACAAAGGCGUGAGGGCCCACACGGCAUGCUGCGUCGUCGACAUCCUCAGACUAUGCGCCCCCGAUGCGCCUUUUACCCCGUCCCAGUUGAAGGACGUCUUUAAUCUCACCGUCACCUCCAUCAUCCCCUCCCUCUUUGAUCCCUCGAAUCCUUACAACAACCAGCACAAGUAUGUCCUGCGCUCGCUUGCCGAGAUCAAGAGCAUUGUGCUGCUGCUGGACGUCGAUGGAAGCGAAAACCUACUUCUGCGCCUCUUCUCCACCAUAUUCGACGGCGUGUCCGGCUCCAAGUCCGCUUCGGGGGAACAGGUUGCCAAGGACGUCGAGUAUAGCAUGCAAGAACUGCUGGGCGUGCUUGUCGAGGACGCCACCAGCCUCCCCGCCAAGGUCGUCGAUGUGAUGAUGGCCCAGUUUCUUCGAGCGGCUGCCCCCGGGACCGGCAGGGAACGGCACAAUCACGUGCAGCUUGACGACAACCAGGCGACGCUCCUGGCCAAGGAGGAACCCGAGGCCUACCAGAUCGUGAAGCACCUCUGCCAAGCCUACCCCGACAAGAUGGCCCGCUUCGUCAGCCAGUACUUCAGCGACGUUAUUGUCGACGCGACCAGCUUUGACGGGAGGUCUGACUUCCACGGCGAUGCCGAGGACGGCGAAGAAGGCCACUCCGGCCCGUCCGAGUCGGAUUUGAGGGAACUGAGGAAAGCGCAUACGCUUAUCCGGGAGAUCUGGAAGGCGGCUCCCCAGAUCCUCCAGAACGUGGUCCCCCAGGUCGAUGCCGAGCUUUCUGCCGACAAUGUGCACCUGCGUCAGCUUGCGACGGAAACGCUGGGCGACAUGAUAUCGGGAAUCGGCGCAGCCGGUCCGCCGCCUCCUCCGGCGCUAGACCCAGCAGCGUACCCUCCUCUAAGGUUAGAUGACGAUGACAAGCCGGAGGCUCCCCCGGCCAACAUUCUGACUACGCCGCUCUCGGCCAUCUCCUUUUCCCAAACACACAACACGACUUUCCACAACUUCCUGAGCAGGAAGAAUGACAAAGCCGCGGCCAUCCGUGCUGCCUGGACAACCGCUGCCGGCUACAUCCUUUCUACGUCAGCAGGCGGCAUUGGACUCGGUCGCGAGGACGAGACAGCACUAAUCCAGGGGAUCGGCGAGAAACUCUCCGAUAGCGACGAGAAGGUCAGGCUGUCCGCUGUGAAAGCCAUCGAGUGCUUCAGCUUCCGAGAUGUCAUUCUGAAGCUUGGGCCCAAUGGGGGCGUCGCCAAGGAGGGCUCCGUCCUGUCCACGCUGGCCGACCGCUGCCGCGACAGGAAGCCGGCCGUGAGAGUGGCGGCCAUGUCCCUGCUGGGAAAGCUCUGGGGCGUCGCGACUGGAGAACUGCUCGCGCGGAACGAAGCUGUCACGGCAGCGCUCGGGGCCGUUCCCAGCCGCAUCUACAACUCGUUCUACGCCAACGAUCUCGAGCUGAACGUUCUGCUAGAUCGCGUAAUUUACGAGUGCCUCGUGCCGCUCUCGUAUCCACCAUCCCCAAAGAAGGCCCCCAAAAAUACCGGCGCCAACGGGAAUUCCCAGUCCCCAGGUCUAGCGGCAUCGGCCUUUGAUCCGGACGCGAUUCGCGCAGAAAGGAUCCUGCUACUCGUCCGCUCCCUGGACAAUCCAGGGAAGAAGGCCUUCUUUGCUAUGCAAGCAAGACAGCCACAGUUCGCCCAUGUCCUCGAGACCUACGUCAAGCAAUGCGAUCUCUUCAACGGAGGCGUCAUGGACGACAAUGCGACUCACAAGACGGCCAGCCUCAACAAGACAACCCAAUACAUCGCCCAGUUCCUCCCCGACGAGGCCAAAACCAAGCAGGACCUUUACAGGUUCGCCAAGGCCAACGAUCGGCGCAGUUACAACCUGAUCAAAUAUGUCACGGGCCAGGAGCACGACUUCAAGACGGUUCACAAGGCGCUUAAGGAGCUGAUGAAACGCAUUCAGACCAGCAAGGACCCCGGCAUCCGAGACACGUUGUUGCCUCUGCUCUACCGGUCCGGCUGUCUGAUGUUCAACCGCAGCCACCUGGCGACCAUCAUGGAAUAUUCAAGAACGGACAAGGACGGCAUGGGAGCGGCCGCCCACGAGAUCCUAAACGAGAUAUCGCAACGAAAUCCGGACCUGUUCAAGGCGCACAUCGGGCAGCUCUGCAAAGACCUGGUCGACCAAGCUCCCACGUCAACGCAGGAGAACGAUCCAGUCGUGGUCGAGACGCUGAAGGCCUGCUCUACUUAUGCCCAGAAGUACCCCAAGGAGGUGCCGAUGGACCGCGAGUUCACGCGAACCAUGACCGACUAUGCGCUCUACGGGCAACCCGCCAGGGCCGCCAAGUAUGCGGUGAACAUCCUGCUCGCAAAGAAAGACGACAAGAGCCGCAUCAGCGCGACCGCCCUUCUCCAGAAGGUCCUGAAAGACUGGACAUAUGGGUCACCACGCUUUCUCAACAAGCUUGCCGCCGUGAGCCAGCUGGAGCUUCUCGCACCCAAGGUCACCGAAGCGGCAGACGACGAGAUCCUCAACAUUGUCGUGCAACAGGUCCUUCUCGAGGUCCGCAAACCAGCCAGCGACCGAGACCCGGACUGGGUCGACGACGUGGAACUGGACGAGGAGUGCCAGGCUAAAUGUUUGGCACUCAAAACGCUCGCCAACCGGCUUAGAAGCAUGGAGGAUGCCGACGAGGCGAAGGAGAAGGCCAAGCCGGUCUGGAAGCUCUUGAUGAAGUUGAUAAAGUCCAAGGGCGAGCUCUCCAAGACGAAGGAGACGCCGAAGCAUCACCGCUCGCGGUUGCGGCUGCUUGCUGCACAGCUGCUGUUGAAGCUAUGCAGGCAAAAACACUUUGACGAGGUGCUCUCUGCCGAAGAUUUCGAUGCGCUCGCUCUCACGACCCAAGAUGCCGUCCAAGAGGUCCGUCACGGGUUCGUGAGGAAACUGCAGAAGUACCUGGCGGAUAACAAGUUACGAUCCCGGUUCUAUACCAUUAUCUUCCUGAUGGCCUUCGAGCCGAGCACCGACUUCAAGCAACGAACCGAGACGUGGAUCCGGUCGCGGGCGCGCUAUUUCCAAGACAACAAGCAGCCCGUUCUCGAGGCCGUCAUGGCGCGUCUGCUCUCCCUGCUCGCUCACCACCCUGACUACAAUGCGGAUCCGGACGAGCUGGUCGACCACGCGCGGUACCUGCACUUCUACGUCAGCCUGGUCGCGACCGAGUCCAACCUCGGGCUGAUCUACAAGUACGCCGAGCGCGUCAAGCAGACGCAGGACGCGCUCCACCCCGGGAGCGACAACCACCAGGUGCUGAGCGACCUGGCGCAGGCGGUCAUCCGGAAGUGGCAGGAAAAGAAGAACUGGGUGUUCAGCGCGUACCCGGGCAAGGUCGGCCUGCCGGUCGGCCUGUACACGGCGCUCAAGUCGCACGACGAGGCGCAGGCGAUCGCCGAGAAGCAGCUCGUGCCGGACGGCAUCGACGAGAAGCUCGACGAGCUUUUUCGCGCGAUGGAUCGCAAGAAGAAGCGCAAAUCCGUCGAUGACCGCGCCGAAUCCCACCCAUCCAAAAAGGUCCGCAUCCAAUCCAAAGAACCCAAGUCCAACUCCACCACUACCGCCUCCUCUUCCAACAAAACCGGAGCAGCCUCUGCACACAAGAAAUCCGGCACCGCAGGUAACAGGACCACCACCCCAAAGCCGAAGAAACCAGCCAAGCCCAAGAAGCAAUCCGACGACGACGCCGAGGGCCGCUCGGCCGUGCCCGAGUCGGAGCGCCGGCGCAGCAGCCGGUCGCGCAGGAACGACCUGUCGUACGCCGAGCGCGACUCGGAAGACGAUGACGAGGAGAUGCUGGACGGGGUGGCCGAGUGGGAGUACCUCAGCGAAGGUGGCGGUAGUGGCGAGGAGGGGGAGGGAGAAGCGGAGGAUGCAGAGCAGGGAUCUGCCGAGGAGGGUGACAGGGGAGACGAGGAGGAGAAAGAAGAGGCGGAGAAGGAGGAGGAGGAGGAGGAGGAGGAGCAGGGAGCAGAGCAAGACGAUGUUUCCGAGGCAGCGCGGCAGGAGGCGAAGAGGAAGGUUGCUGCGCGCCGUGGCAGGAAGGCAGAUGCCAAGAAGGGCCGGGCAGCGGCGUCCGCUCGGAGACGGGCGCCGGCUGAGGAAGAGGAAGCGGCGGCGGAGGUUGGUGAGAAAGGAGACGGCGAUGUCGAGAUGGGCGAGGCGGAGGGUGAUGGGGACGACAAAGACGAGGAACAAGAUGAAGAACAAGAGAAGGAACCCUCGCCGUCGCCGCCACCGACGCGCAAUGCCCGGAGGGCCAAAGCAGCAACAAUUCCCGCUGGUGCCGCGUCCAAGGCGAAGCCUGCCGCCGCCGCUGCUGCUGCCAAGGGGAAAGCCGCUUCAGCAGCUAAGGGCAAAGCUGCGGCUGCGGCGCCGGCGGCGGGGAGGGUGACCCGCGGCAGGAAGAAGGCUGGUGCAGAUGGGGAUGAGUGA